This is a messenger RNA of Conger conger (European conger), 2239 nucleotides long. RefSeq names its product ankyrin repeat and SOCS box protein 13-like. Bases 92 to 940 code for a protein of 282 amino acids. The record is from RefSeq and is a predicted model, not a curated record. The transcript is spliced from 6 exons. NCBI's taxonomy places the organism in Eukaryota, Metazoa, Chordata, Actinopteri, Anguilliformes, Congridae. Gene Ontology annotation, molecular function: protein binding. Gene Ontology annotation, biological process: protein ubiquitination; positive regulation of protein catabolic process.
UAACGACGAACGCGUUUUAUAGUUAUGUAUUUUUGUAAAACGGAAGCUCUCUUGAGGUCGAUCAACGGUUUGCUUAAAGUAGACGGAUAUCAUGGAAAAGGAAAUCGCGCCAAGCAGACCUAACUACUUUGGAGAGAUAGGCUGCUGGGCUGAGAGGACCCAAGUGCACGAGGCGGCCUCCCUGGGCCAGGCCCAGAGGCUGCAGCAGCUCAUCCAGAGCGGAGCCUCCAUCAACACCAUGACGAUGGACUGCAUCACCCCCCUACACGAGGCCUGCAUCCAGGGACAGGUCCAGUGCGCCAGACUGCUGCUGGAGGCUGGAGCACAGGUGGAUGUCCGCACGGUCCAUGGCAGCACUGCGCUGUGUAACGCCUGCGCUGCAGGAAGUCCGGAGUGCGCCAAACUCCUGCUGGAGUACGGAGCCACCGCCAACCCCACCCUCACUGCUCUGACCGCUACGCCCCUGCACGAGGCCUGCAUCCGAGGUAGCGUGGACUGCGUGCGGCUCAUGAUCGCAGGCGGCGCUGAGCUGGAGACGUAUGACAUCUACUUUGGGACCCCACUGCACGCGGCGUGCACCAAGCAGCACGUGGAGUGUGCCAGGGUGCUGCUCAACGCAGGGGCCAACGUCAACGCUGCCAGGUUUCACGAGACGGCGCUCCACAUCGCGGCCAAAGAGGGCAACGAGGACCUGAUCGAGGCGCUGGUGGCGUUCGGGGGAAACGUGUACGCCCGGGACAACCGCAGCAGGAGGCCCGUCGACUACACCAGGCCUGGGUCUGCCUGCGCGGCGUGCCUGCAGUUUUAUCAAAGCACCCCCCUGAGUCUGCAGGAGCUGAGCAGGGUGACCUGCAGGAGGUCCCGGGGCAUGAGAGCGGAGGACAGCGUGUGCAAACUGAACCUCUCCCCUCGCACCAUCAGCUACCUCUCAUACCACUGAAGAAGCUACCGCUCAUACCACUGAAGAAGAAGCUACCGCUCAUACCACUGAAGAAGAAGCUACCGCUCAUACCACUGAAGAAGAAGCUACCGCUCAUACCACUGAAGAAGCUACCGCUCAUACCACUGAAGAAGAAGCUAGCCCUCAUACCACUGAAGAGGAAUCUCACUCCACCCUCACCUAUUGAAUGAGACCUCACCCAACCAGAGGACCCUAAAGACGCGGGAACUCUUCAGAACCGGAAAGACUACUGUGCAGGAUAAUCCCUUAAAGAGCGAGAAAAGCCGUGAACGUGAAAUACUGUAAGGAUUGUAAUUUUAAUUUAUUUUUUGAGACGACAGGAAGAAAAAAAACUGGAAACGUAUGUGUGUUGUGCAUCAUUAGAAUGCCCUUCAACCCCCAACUGUACAGUAAUAUGAUCAGUUUCCAAAGGAGUAACACUUGCGAAAUAAGAGCAAGGUAAUAACCCUGGUGUUACACAAUCAUGUGAAUCUCAUGUGCCUUGGUAAGAGAGACACAUGUCCAUCACAUGUGCUGAAGAGCACUUAUUUUCGGUACUUGUUUUGUACACUACAUAUAGUCCUGUUCUAAUACAGCAUGCAUGUCCGACAACCAUCUUUUACUGCAUCGUAAUAUUUCUCCACUUAUAUGGGCAAGCCGAGGAAGUGUGGCAAUGAAUAACGAGGGGGGAAAACAGCAACUCCCAGAGUUCUCCAUGUCCGUCAACAUCGGUGUCAAAACAACAGCGAUCACGUGAUAUGGCAGUGCCCCAACCAUCCACAAAAUACGUUUUAGCUGAAUAGCUAUGCACUGUACAAGAUAUAUCUAUCUCUCUUGCGUACAGAAAGGGUUAUUAUAAAGGAUAAAUUAUGGAAAUGGAUAUCGAGCCAGACAAGCCUUACUUCUUCGGAGAUAUCGGUGAGUGUCCUUAAAGCUGGAAGGCUAACCGGGUAGCACAGCGGCUCCUUUUACAGUUUACAAACACGAAGACUGACCUAAAUGCCGGAGAUAGCUCGUGUCAACGUUCUUCAUACACGCUCUGUGAGAUACAUUUAAGUAAUAUUAACCAAAUUAGGAAUCGGAUGCCUUUGCCUUUGAUGCCGUUUGGCCUUGCUGGAGACAUUGGUUUCUUAAAAUAACAUAACUGUGUGAACGAUGUUGUGCAUUUUCCACAUUUGCGCCAAGCCAUGUUGUUGCGGACGCAUGAUUUCGUUUUUUAAUUCCGUAGUGCAUAUUUUAACCACGGGAAACUUUGGGAUGUUAUGUAAACAAGAUUGAAUAAAUUAUUUGUAAUUACAA